AUUCAAACAAUUUAAACUCUGGUGCCGUGCGGUAGAGGAAGCAAAACACUGAAAAGCCAUGGAGUCCGAUCAGGAGGAUGAGGUCCCGAACGUUAACUUUGUGCCGAGUUUGUUGUUUGUGAAACGAGGCGUCGCCAAAGCUAAUCCGGACAAGGUCACACUGACGCCGGGCGAACUGGCACGGAUAAUUAACGACACGCGAGACGAUUUGGAGGAGGAUGGCGCCGAGGGUAUGGACACUUCCGAGGAUGAGGAAAACGAAGAAAGUACUGCCAGACUGACGGGUCGUGCCGAAACGGCCGAGGCAACUGGCGCUGGUUUAGGGCAGGCUGCUGGGGAUGAGUUCGGUUUUGAUGGCUACGAGCAGGAAUCCGGUGAGCCCGUGGUGCGACUGAGCUCUGUGGCGGUCGUCGAUCCGGAAGAAAAUAUCCAGGAUGAGGAUGACUCGGAUGCGGAAGAUGAGAUUAUCAAACCGACGGACAAUCUCAUUCUAGUCGGACAUGUUCAGAACGACACUGCCUCGAUGGAGGUUUAUAUUUUCAACGAAGGGGAAGGAAGUCUUUACGUUCAUCACGAUUUUCUGCUCCCAAGCCCCCCGCUGUGUAUUGAGUGGUUAAGCUUUGAUCCGGGCAGUGACAAAUCGGGCAAUUUGUGUGCCAUUGGAUGCAUGGACCCGGUCAUUACUUUGUGGGAUUUGGAUAUUCAAGACUCUUUGGAACCGGUUUGCAAGUUCGGAUCGAAGGGAAGUCGGAAAAAGAAUAAACCUAAGGUGGGCCACUCAGAUGCGGUGUUGGAUCUUUCCUGGAAUCGCAAUUUGGAACACAUCCUAGCCAGUGGUUCGGUGGACCAGACAGUGAUUCUGUGGGAUAUGGAAGACGGCACUCCACAUACCAUCAUCCGAGACUUCGAUGAGAAAGUUCAAACGCUAGCAUUCCAUCCGACGAAAGCGGAAGCCCUGAUGACGGGAAGCUGCGACGGCAUGGUCAAAGUUUUCGACUGUCGAGCGACAAACAACGACAGCGCCAGCUAUAAGUCGUGGAAUCUGGGCGGAGAAGUGGAACGAGUUUGCUGGAGUCAUCAUAAUGAGUACCACUUCGUGGCCAGCACCAACGAGGGCCGGAUUCAUUACGUGGACAUCCGCAAUGAGCACCCACUUUGGUCGAAGGAAGUCCACGAGAAGGAAAUCACCGGUCUGGUGUUGAGCUCGAAGGUGAGAGGAAUGCUGGCCACGGCGUCAGCAGAUGGGACAUUGAAGGUUUGGGAUUAUGACGAUCAGGACGCGCGAUUAACGUACAAGAAGAAUCCGAAGAUUGGGGUGAUCCAAUGUUUGGACGAAUGCCCGGAAAAUCCGUUCGUUCUGGCAAUGGGUGGCGAUUUGAAGACGAAGAACUUCAACGUUGUGAAUUUGUUGGAUAACGAUAUUGUGACGAACGUAUUUAAGUCGAGAUUUGAUCCAACUUAUGAGCGGCCGGCAACAGAAGGCGUGGAAGAUGCUUCCAUGAGUGGGGAUGACGAUGAGGACGAUGCUUAGAAGCUUGGUAGUUUAAGGUGCACACUUUUGUACAAUAAAAUUAAUGUUAAAUACGCAGCAAA
Armigeres subalbatus is the source of this 1593-nucleotide messenger RNA. RefSeq names its product periodic tryptophan protein 1 homolog (gene nclb). Lineage: Eukaryota; Metazoa; Arthropoda; Insecta; Diptera; Culicidae. Bases 59 to 1531 code for a protein of 490 amino acids. Gene Ontology annotation, molecular function: protein binding. The transcript is spliced from 7 exons. The record is from RefSeq and is a predicted model, not a curated record. Gene Ontology annotation, cellular component: nucleus. Gene Ontology annotation, biological process: rRNA processing.